UGUUUUUUCCCCGGGCAGGGUGGGAGGAGAAAGGGCCGAGCGCGAGCUGCGCCCAGGGGCGGCUGGAGGAUGCGAGCCGGGGCGGCCGAGCCGAGCAGCAGCGGCUUCAGCGGCGGCAGCAGCGGCGGCAGCAGCUACCUGUGUGGCCCGGCGGCCGCUGCCGGGACCUGCCGGAGACAUCGCGGCGUGAAGGGGCAGCCCCCGGCUCUCCACCCCGCCUCGCUCAAUGGGAGAUCUAACUGAUUUCACACAAACGAUGCUCCCAAAGACUGUAUGAUAAUUCCUGGUGGCUGAAAUAGGAGGCACAUUGGGGCCUAUACAGCAGAGGAACAGGAACAGGAGGCCAAGAGCUCCCUACUGCCCUGCUGGCAGAGGUACCAAGCGCGUGGCACAUCUGCAACGUGAGCAGAGCGCUAGUUUUCAGAAGGUGAGCGGCCUUGAGGCACUCAGAGCACAGAAGGAAGAGGAGCAGCACCAGCAUGGAUAAGGACAGCACAAACAUGCCUGACCAACAGUAUGAAUGUGUGGCUGAGAUUGGGGAAGGAGCCUAUGGGAAGGUGUUCAAAGCCCGAGACUUGAAGAACGGAGGUCGGUUUGUUGCGCUGAAGCGGGUACGGGUGCAGACCAGCGAGGAGGGGAUGCCACUGUCCACCAUUCGAGAGGUGGCAGUUUUGAGGCACCUGGAGACAUUUGAGCAUCCCAACGUGGUCAGAUUGUUUGAUGUGUGCACCGUGUCACGAACAGAUAGAGAGACCAAGUUAACAUUAGUAUUUGAACAUGUGGAUCAAGACUUGACUACUUACUUGGAAAAAGUUCCAGAGCCUGGAGUGCCUACUGAAACUAUAAAGGAUAUGAUGCUUCAGCUGUUUCGGGGACUGGAUUUUCUGCAUUCACAUCGUGUGGUGCAUCGGGAUCUGAAACCCCAAAACAUCCUUGUAACCAGUAAUGGGCAGAUAAAGUUAGCUGACUUUGGCCUUGCACGAAUCUACAGUUUUCAGAUGGCUCUUACCUCAGUGGUUGUUACUUUGUGGUAUAGAGCUCCUGAAGUUUUGCUUCAGUCCAGCUAUGCAACACCAGUUGAUCUUUGGAGUGUUGGCUGCAUAUUUGCAGAACUGUUCCGUCGAAAACCACUUUUCCGUGGAAAUUCAGAUGUUGAUCAGCUAGGAAAAAUCUUUGAUGUAAUUGGACUCCCAGAAGAAGAAGACUGGCCUAAUGAUGUUGCUCUUCCAAGAAAUGCUUUCACUUCCAGACCCGCACAACCUGUUGAAAAAUUUGUACCAGAUAUUGAUGAACUCGGCAAAGACCUGCUUCUUAAAUGCUUAGCGUUCAAUCCUGCCAAGAGAAUAUCUGCCUAUGUUGCCCUCUCUCACCCAUAUUUCCAUGAUCUGGAGAAAUGCAAGGAGAAUCUGGACUCUCACAUGUCAUCCAGCCAAAACUCCAGUGAGGUGAAUGCAUCAUAGUGCUGACUGAAGAUGAACCACAAAUGAACAAGACAUGUAGCUGACAAGGCCAUUGUCCCAUACAAACCACAUAGCUGUUCUAGCGAAGAUCAUUAUUUGGAGGUUUUACGCACUUAUCUUUUAUUUUGGGAUUGUGAUGAGCUUAUCCAAGGAAACCAAUCUAGUUUACUUUCAUCAGAGCAACGCAAGGGGGAGGGCUUUGACCUGCUCCCUUUGCAGCUUUAUGUUUGUUUUGGCUUUGUUUUGUGUAUCUACCUGGGAAAGCUCCAGAUGAAGAGAAGCUGCUGACCGGUUUUGCUGCCAUUUUAUCCUUUUAGUAUUGAAUGCUGCCAGUGUGAAGUAGAAUGGUCGAGUCAUUGCCAAAACAUGAUGCAAUCUUUCUCUCUCUAGCUGCUGAAGCAUGAUUUGGUACUUUUUUUAUUAUAAUUAUUAUUAUGUGAUCUCUUACAGUGAUGUUUAAAGAAUGGUAUUGAAAUAUCAGAACUCUGCAACCUGCAGUUAAUAUCAGAACUCUGCAACCUGCAGUUAACUGAUACAUUCAUUAAUACAUCCACCUACUGUUGAUUCAUAGCAUACAUGCAAGUGCUUCUCCACUUGAAAACCUGGAUGGAUUAUUUUAUAAUUUCAUUGCUCGAUAAAAAUAGCAGAGAUGAUGGUGAUUAUAACAAAUGUCUCAACUUUUAGGGUUUUUUUAUACACAAACGAGUUAUAAUCUAGCUAUGUUUGUGUGCGUGAUGCAAAAAAACCAAGUUUUAAAAACCUUCCAGAGUGUUAUUCUUAAAGACUUUUUUGGUUUUCUGAUGGCCAGUUUGUGUUGGAGCCCAGGCACAUUCUAGCCUAUCAUCUAACCCAUGAUUCUCCCCUGGAAACAGCUGCAAGCAGAUUUUCUUUUUCUCAUUUCAAAUUUUCUUAUAUAGCUCAAAGACAUAAGCAGAGCCAAUGAAAAUCAAUACAGAUUUUCACCUUCAACCUCUUCUGAUUACCAGCCAAAAAGGAAAAUAAAAAACACAUUUCCGGUUCAGAAGCAGAGAAUCCUAUGCCUGUAAUAAGCACAGACAUGUACUUGUGCUGAAUUGUAUGCUGUGUACUGUGCUGCCUUACCUACAACAUGCCCCCCAUGGAUCACAAGUGCAUGAACAUUACUGUCACAAUAAUCCCUCAGAUGUCAUUUUUCAGCAGACUUGUUCUCUAUGCAGAAAUGCAUGAGCUUCUCUCCUAAACCACCAUGUGGGUAUGCUGGCACAUGCUUAUCCUCUAUGUGCCAUUAUUGAAUGUCAAAAUAACUAAGCAAUUCACAUGCCUUUAUAGCACAGUUCUUUUAAAUAUUACGUUAGAUUUUUAUAUUUAGUAUUUUUACCUUAACUAAAAUAUAUUUUCAGUAUUUUACAAAGAAGCGUUUAUUUUUUUAAUACUGUACUAGGGAAAAAGAAGAAAUAUUUUAAAUCCAUAAAAGCUGUUCCCUAGCAUGACUUUAGUGCAUUUACCUGAAUAUGACUUGGGGGAAAAUAUUGGUCCAGCGAGUUAACCUUUACCACACAACCAUGAAUAUACACUAUUGAACUACAAUUGUUGAUAAGUGAGGCAGCUAGCUUUGCUUUCUCCUGUGAUAAUGUCUUAGGCUUCUCUCUUCCUAUCUCUAUUUCAACUUGUCUAGCUAGUGAGCCAGCAUUAUAUCCUCAUUCAUAGCAUGCUUGGCAGAGCAGGUCCUUAUCAGUGAGUUAAGCAAUAUCAUAUUUCCAGCUGUGGAAUGGGAACGUGUAGCCAACUCCCUGGCAGGUUUCUCAGUCCUGUGAUAGACUGGCUGUUGUGGUGAAGUUCACUGUUAACUUCAUUUUAGUUAUCUGCACUGUCUGGGGUGUGGUCAAUUGCAAGGAUAGUGAGUGGUUCUUAUCUGUCUCUUGGAUAAAUCAUUUCAUUACUGUUAGACACACAACUAUGUGGCAUAUGGUUAAAUUAGGUCUGUUUUAAAUAAGCCAGAUUUUAAAAGGACCACUUGCACACAGGCAUGCAGUGGCCUGUGCUUUUCUUCAUGCCCAGAAUGAUGCCUAUGCAAAACCUACCAGCAUGAACAGGCAAGUUGCAAAUUGGCAAGAGGCGUCAGCACGCAGAGGUACUACAGCUGCAUAACACAAGAAUUUUGGAAGCUCUACAAGCAGCAAGCUGAAGGCCAGGGAGUGGUCAUGGCAGCUAACCCUCUAAUCUUGGCCUUGCCUCUGUCAUUCUCUCUAUUCCUGCAUCCAAAGGGAACUGCUGUUGUCCCAGGCCUGAUCCUCCAUGGGUCAUUGGACCUGGUGGGAAUAGGUUUUAACGUUCACAGAAAAGGAUGGACAUUUUUAAACACUAAUUAGAACAACAAACAAAGCCAAAAUUCAGGAGAUUCUUGUGACAGUAACAAAAAAGAAAAAUUUUCUACAAAGUUUAGCACUUUUUAAGACAUUCUACAUUUUACCCAGCACCAAGCCAUCAUACAUACUUUAUCAGAGCAUUCUAGCUGAUAGGGCUUUCCAGCAGCUGUCAGAGCUCUCCAACAACUAACAUAGGAUCAAAAUAUAGGGGAAGAGGGUGUAUUUUCAAAUUAGGUUCAAAACUCUCAGACGGAGAUGUGCAUCUGUUCCACGUUAGAAGAGCUUGUUGUAUUAAGCUUAGCAAAGCAAAGGCUAGAAGAGAAUGUGGUUGCUUAUUGUAGUGUAGUAAAACAAUGAGGAAGGAAGAGAACGCUUUAAGCAAAUGGUUAGUGUUGGCCCAAAAAGUAAUGACAAUAUGAAAAUCACAAGGAAGUUAACUACUGGAGCAGUAUUUCCCAAUCAGUAGUAUCAGAAGAAGCGCUCAAAGAGCAGUAAAGCAGAGUCUGGCUUAUGGAUUCAGAAGCUUCUGAAAUGGCUUCUGCAACGUGGUGCUGUAUGUUGCCUAAUACAGGAUCAGGUUAUAAAUGGGAUUAUUCAGGAGAACAGCUUGAGAAGGGCUGCAUUAAUGGUCACAUUCUGGAAUACCCUUCCAGUGAGAAUGGCAGGAAUAAAAAAAAGAAAUCCAGGUUCUGUCUUGGCAGGGUUAGGGGAAAGAUUUGUCUGAUGAGGUCCUUGUGGUGGCAAAGGCCUAGACUCAAAGGACCAACAGCUUCUCAAAUGAUCUUUCCAAGAUCUCUUUAGGAAGAAAUUCCAUUUGACAUGCUAUAGGUUUACUCUUAUUUCAGUCUUCCCUGCCAAACCAUGGGGUUUCACUUACGCUAGUAAAGUGAGAAAGCCUGUUCUCUGGCUGGGCAGUGUGCUGGCAGUGGCUGAAAUCGUGUCAGGCAUCAUGCUUAUAAUUAGACAGUACAGACAGCUGUGGGACUGUGCUCGAGCCCAUGCCCUUCCUCUUUCUGUUUUACUGGCAUAGCUCUAGUAUAAGAGUACCAUUACUCAUUACUGCCAUAUGUUUAGGAUGUAGGUAAAUGUGAAAAAGAAAUUGCUCCUUGAUGCGCAUGUUCCAGACUGUGAUGAAAAAUCUUCAUGCACACUUUAAAUAAGACUUCAGAGUGGAAUUUUUCUUAGCUAUAACUAUGCCUCUAUGUGUUCUACAGGAGCAGUUCAACAGCAGCUAAAAAACACUGACUAACAAAAAAUAUAUUAAAUGUAAGUAUAGAUAUUUAGUUCCUAAAGCACCCACAACCAGGCACUGUGCUCUUCUCAGCUAAAAACAGGGUGUUCUAAGUAAUGGAAGGAGCAAUUUCUGUCUCCCACCAAUCUUAUUUUUAAAUCACUACUACAUAGUUCUGCAGGAAAAGCAGACCCAAUAGCCAAGGGAAAGAAAAUCACCAAAGCCAACCAAUGAAGUGCGAGGUGCUGAACCAUAGUGAUACAUCUGGAGCAGCCCUUUUCUCUCUUCACCCUGUCUCCAUGCUCACUCUGGCUCUCCAGUUCUUCUCCUUCAGCUCCCUUAUGGAAACAGGUUUCACUGAUGCUCACAGGUGCUAUUUCCAACAAGUUUCUUCCAAGUUUUCAAUAGCUACACAGUGACAAUGUCCCCAUGUCCUACUGUUGCUUCUUUUAGUCCAUGAUUAAAAAAGAAUCCCUUUGUGUACUUCCUUCCUUACCCUUAGUUUUGCAUACACCUGUGUUGCCUUGUGUGUGUCAAGUAAAAUUCUAAAAAUAGAGUUUCUGCAAGUAGGGUUUGUGCAUAUUUCUGUGUAGGCUGUGCCCACACUCCAGUUUUUUUCAGCCUAUUAGUCCACAGUGGUAAUCAUUAGAGUACCUUUCUCUGUGGUUUCUGUCCUAAAACACACCAAAAAAUGAGGAUGUCAUGUCUGGAAAAUAUUGAAAUUUGGUGCUAUGUGUACAGAGCCUUUUACAUGAAAGGAAUCAGUAAUUUGUAGCAUUUGAGCAUCUUCUGUGUGGGGGAUGAUAUCCAGCAUUGUAACUCUUGUAUGGUUUUUACAUUCAAUGGUUGUUUUGGUGAAUAAGACAAAAAUACUGUGCCAUGCUACUUUUCACAGGUUCACUCACUGUCUUUGAGAAGUAUGUUUUAUUAUAUAUAUAAUUCUCUCUGCUGUUAGAUAUUAGGGCAACUUUAAUGUGGAAAAUAAAGAGAAAACAUGGUGUUUUAGUCUUUCAGACAACAAACUUGGAGCACUUACCUGACUCACAACUGAAAACGCAUCAGUUGUCAAAUAUGUAUAUGAAUCGUAAACCACAAAGUUUAGUUUAAAAGGCCAUAUAAAUUAAUUAUGUUCCAUGUAUAAGAAACAGUUCAAUAAUGAGGAAGUUUAUUCUAAGAACUCUGUUUUAUAGAACCACUUUGCUAGUAUUUUUUAUAUACAGUAGUUUCAGGAAUAGAUUGAUUUUUAUAUAGAAUGUGAAUUAGAAGAUACUAGGCUAUGAGAGUGCUUUUGUUGUGUUGUGCUUGAAGCUUGACUCAAUUACAAGCUUAGGAACAUAACAUAUUUAUUUUAUUACUACAAAACUGCUUAUAAAUAUCAAAACCUUUCUUGAAUGUUAACAGGAUUUCUCACUUCUCUUAAUGUGCAAGUGAUUUUCUUGAAACUAGUGUAUUAGGAAAAACAUUUCUCCAAACUGCAGUUGUGCAGGAAAAUUUAAGAAAUAUAUUUCUGCUUUCACAGAGAAUAAUAAGAUGCUAUAUUGUGAAAUCUUCAGUAACUGACUGGUAAUAAGCUAUCACUUUUACUUCUUUUUGAUUAGUAAGUAUUGGAGUAUUCAGAUCACUUUCCAUGAAGAAAAUAUUCAGAAAAGUAAAUGGGAUUUUAUAUGUUUAACCUUCCAAGUUUCAUUUUCAUACCCAGUUUUUUUAGUGCAAGUACAGUUCAGGUGUGCAAAAUCACGACUACAAUUUUAACAGUUUAAUAGGCUGUACAACUCAAAUAGGAGUUUUAUUUGUAAGCUAUUUAUUUUAUUAUAUCUCUUUGUUUUGCCAAUUGUUAGAUAAAGGCUGUAAUAUAAUUCUGGUCUCUGGACCGGACUCUGUAAUCAUCAAAUCCCAGUAAUUUAUGUAAAACAAUAAUAAGCUUUCUUACCAAUUUAAACUACCUAGGCCAUUACAUGAAGAAAGAUCUGGGCAUAUGAACUGACAAGUAUACUUCUGCUACAUUUCUUCCCUUUAGUUUGAAGCUUAGCUAGUAUUGCAUACUGAUAUGCAAUAUAUACACAAUACAAGGACCAAAAAAACCCACUUAGUAGUAGUAGUGUGUGCAGAUAAUACAAAAAAAAUGGCUCAUUAGAUUCUUGCAGAAACCAGCUAAAAGUCAUUCUAUUAGCUAUAAUGCUCAAAAUUUUGAAACUAAUCCAAUGUUCUAUUAAAAAAUAGUCUUGAGAACUUAGGUCUAUGUUUUUAAUUCAGGUAGUGAUGGGCACCCAAACAGAACUGAAUCAAAUAGGGCCUUCUCAAAAUUGAUUCUGGAAGGCCAAGUAGAUACCAUGAGUUCUUUAUGUGUCCAGCAGGAGCUGAAAUUAGCCAGCACCAUGCUUAGAUGAGCCUUCUGCUUUCUGAGUAGAAAAGCCCAAGGUUGCUCUGAGUAAAGUUAGUGGAAAAUUUGCUUAGACCUAAAGUCCUUUGAGAGCUUCUGCGAUAUUCAGACUUCCAGCUUCCUUUGAAAGACUGUGCAAAACAGCUAAGAUAAAACUCCCUAACCAUAUGGGAUUUUUUCCUUCUGAUUAAAUAUUUUAUCUGUCUUAGAAUAUAUUGGCGGGCUUCAUCCAGCCCAAUAUCAAUGAGACUUUUGCAUGGCUGGAGAAAAGAACAGAUUCUGCUAUUGAUAUUUUGAUAUUUUGAUACUGGGUGAUUGUGGUAGGGUAGAAUUUUUUUGUUUCCAAAAAAGAUCAGACAAAAGAUAUUGCCUUCUCUUUUUAAAAAAAAAACAACUGACACUUAGUGAAGAUUAAAAAUGAGAUUUUAAGGAACUGUUGGGAAAAUACUGUUGGGAUAAAGGAAAAGGAGCAUAUUUAUAACAUGAAAAAUGUAAAUAUAAACAAUGUGUAUUAAAUAUGCAUUGAAACUGAUACUUUUCACUGACCUUGCAAAGCUGAUAAGAGUUUUAUGGAAAAAUCCAAGUAUGAACUUAUUGUAACUACCAUUUUAAUGUCCAUUUGCACUAAAGUAACCUAUACUUUUUGACUGAAAGGAGAAGGGAAAAUAGGUAAUGUUUAACUUGUGGUUUACUUCGGUGAUGUCAACCUGGAUGUGCUGUAAAGCUCUCAAGCCGCUGUCCGUUUUUGAGCAAGCUCAAUUUGCAUCCACACUAUUUAGCUUUCUGCACCUUAAGCCCAUCCACAUGCCAGAAAAAAACCACAUUUUUCUAGUGCUUACAUGGCUACUUGCUCCCAUUGACAUGCUUAUGUUAAACUCUGCCAAAGAGCACUGUCUCUGCCACUGAAUGGAAAAUGAAUUUUCAGACUGCCAGCUUCCUUCGUGCAAUCACUCCUAGAGUUUGUAAUUAAGUUUCUACAAUAUGCAGCCUUUUCUCUUGGUCUAUGUUUCAUACCUAUGUCGUGUUAUGCAAAACCUCAGCUUUUUUAAAAGAAAAAAACAGUUCUUGAAUGUUAGGAUCUAUUUUGAGUAGCGACAUGAGGGAGGAAAUUUGUGAAAUGCUGCAAAGAUAGGAAAAAUGGGCAGAGAUUAGGAGGGUUUGGGAGGGACAAUUUUGGGAAGUGGAUUUAAAUAAGUGGAAAACGUUAGGUAGAAGUGUAGGGGGAAGACCUUUUUUCCAUGUUUUGUUUUCUCUUCUUAUUCACUUUCAUAAGCAUGAGAUGAUAAAGCAAGACCCUUGCAGAGAAUUUUAGUUCCAGAUACUCAUUAUGCCAAAUCAAGUCACGAGUCGCAGUGCAGUUAUUCAGCAUAGCAACAGCUCUAUAUUUUAAAUCAGAUUUUGCAGAAGCUAGAGAUUUUUCUCUGUAGAUAUUAAAAAAAAAAGGUCCUAUGAGACAGCUUGAGAGCAAAUUAAGCUAUCCGUACAGACACUGCCUGUAGUUUAGCUGCAGACAUGGAGAAUGUACAGCUCUAGUGCAGGACAGCCGCUAACUGUGUCCAUUAGUGUGCAAUACCAUUGUGCAUUGCGAGCUGACACCUGCCACAAACUAAAAAUCUUUUGCCACUCCAAAAUAGCGUGGUUGUGAGCACUUGGAUUUUGAUAAAAUUUUUCACUUGCAAGACUGACUGGAUCAGUCCAAGUGGUUCAGCAUCUUACAGGAGCAAGUCUGAGACCCCAACAAGUCUGUCCAACAGCCAGUGUAAGCAAUACUGCAGAACUAUCUGCUGUGGCAAAAAAGUCUUUCAGUAGGUUGUACAGCAGGAAUGGAGCUCUCUGAGCUACUGUGCAACCUGAGAGCUACCAUUAACUAUUGCUGUGCAACCUCCAAAAAUACAAAAUGUGAGGCCUGUGUAGCAUUUUGUUGUGUUUAGUCCAUUUGUGGGAGUGGCUGGGUAAGUGUUGGCACAGAGCAGCUAAUUUUGGUUCUUCCAUUAACUGUGAGCAACAAGGCUUGGUGCAGGGACAAAUUUCACAGUUCCAGGGAUGGGAAACCUUUAAUUCUACACAGUAGUUUUCUGGCAUUUGUUAAAUAUGUAUAGUGAUAGAUCACUUGGCCACUCUCACUAUCCUUUCCUUAUCCCAGAUCAUUCUACUGAGACACUGAAAGAAGCCCUGGGGAGUCUGCUCCUCAACAGUCUUUCAGCACCCUGCUUCCUCUUACUGCAGUGACACUUCCAUAACGUGUCACUUUUACCUACCCUGCUGAUGCUUCCAAAGCUGUGAGCUAAAUUACUGCCUUGUAAUUCUACAACCCCUCGGUCUGCAGGCAGCCAAUGACUUGUACUGUAGUUUUUCCUUGCUUCUCAUUCUACUACAGUAGAAGAUGGCAAAGUGUGUGCUACUGUUACACUCAUUUGUUCAAGCAAAGAGAUGAGCUAGAAUAUAUGAUAUUAAACAUACUGUGUUUGACCAGCCAAGAUUUUUGAUUCAGAAGAUUAUUUACUAUGUAUAGAAGAUCACUGGACAGCCAUCUGUGAUGUACAUGUUUACAAGAGCAGCCAAUGAUGCUUCAGUUAUACAGAAGUUUGUAACAGAUAAAAACAAGACCAGCAAUGCCAGCAUCCUACUGUUUAGUCCCCUUCCCUUCCCCUUCCUCGAGAUCACUAUUCCCAGGGAGAGGUUUCCUCCCAGCAUAACGCAGAGCAACUACAAAACAGUUCCUUACAUCAAGGUCCCCAACUCUCAAGAUGAGUUGGAUGCCUGCAAGCAAUCAAGUUCAUUCAUUUGCUUUUUGCUAUGGCAGUUUGAAGUACAGAGCCCUGCCACAAGUAGGCACAGACAGACUUUAACCCCCAUAUAUUCUCCCAAGGAAAAUUCUUUCCAGGAUCUGGAGGGGACAGUGUGUUUACUGUUUCUAUAACAGUUGACUUUUUUUUGCAUUUCAAACAGCAAUGCUGUAAGAACUCCCCUAAGAAAAAACUCUCUACACAAAAAGAAUGACUGUGAAUUCUGGACAUGCUGUGGGAAAAGACAAAGUGGUUUAUUCCUGAUGAAUGCUGACCUAUCUCAAACAAUCAUCCUUCAUCAGUGAUCAAAAAAACAAACCAAAAUGGGUUCAAAAUAUAGCCUGCAUCUGCAGAGUGCCAGUUAAAUAAGAAGUGCUUCUCAGUCUUUUUCUAGCAAGACCCCAAAUCCAUCAUGAUUUCCUGCAGGGACUUUAUCUUGGAGUCUUUUGUGUCAAAGGUGGCUGUAACCAUGAUUUGCAACUACAACAACAACUACAUCAGAAAUCAGAUGCUGGCGAGGAGUUUGUGGAUGUGAGGCUGUACAAGGUGGCUUCAAUGAGCUCAGUAUGAAUGUGCUUGUCUGAAAGUAUUGAUUGCCGUGCACAUUUUGAGCUGAAGUUACCUAUCAUAAUAUGAGAGAAGGCUUGCAGAGUCACAAGAUGAGAGGCUGAAGGAACUGCGAAGAUUGAUCCAUCUUUUCCUUUUUCUCCCUAGAUGUCUAGCAGCCCACUGGUUUUCCAGCCUUCUUUUGUUUUGAU
Cuculus canorus (common cuckoo) is the source of this 10960-nucleotide messenger RNA. It is a transcript of the gene CDK6, whose product is annotated as cyclin dependent kinase 6. The record is from RefSeq and is a predicted model, not a curated record. Gene Ontology annotation, cellular component: nucleus; cyclin-dependent protein kinase holoenzyme complex; cytoplasm. Gene Ontology annotation, molecular function: cyclin-dependent protein serine/threonine kinase activity; ATP binding; cyclin binding. The coding region runs from base 480 to 1460 and encodes 326 amino acids. NCBI's taxonomy places the organism in Eukaryota, Metazoa, Chordata, Aves, Cuculiformes, Cuculidae. Gene Ontology annotation, biological process: protein phosphorylation; regulation of gene expression; regulation of cell population proliferation. The transcript has 8 exons.